Molecule: messenger RNA, 2144 nt
Organism: Xyrauchen texanus (razorback sucker)
Lineage: Eukaryota; Metazoa; Chordata; Actinopteri; Cypriniformes; Catostomidae
Product: cdc42 effector protein 2
Exons: 3
Coding region: 1049-1624 (191 amino acids)
Source: RefSeq, a predicted model, not a curated record
CGCAGGUCUGGUCCCGAAAUCGCAACUGCGCAGACUCAAGUCCCAAGAUGUCAGCGCCAUAUCGGGACACUGGCGGCUUCAGUUCUCACCAAUGGAAAAGAGCGAAGGGGCGUCGCCCAUCUUUUUUUACAGUCUAUGAUACUGAUACUCAAGUGUCUUGCUCUACAAGACGCAAGUGUUGUCAUUCAUUGAGCAAACUGCAUUGAAAUCAUUUUCCCACAAAACAAUGUCAACAACUCUUGUCUGGACUUGACUUGGGACUCGGGAGACACAUUAAAUAGGUUUGUAUUUAGGUCUUGAUGCGUGUACUGCCAUAGUGGAAUUGCAACAUGUCAACAGAAAUUGUGCAACGCUGAUCAGCCUGUACAUGUCCCAGUGAGGGAGUGCUUUCGUUCUCAAGCACCACGGCUCACGCUGGAAGAGCUUUAGCAAAGCCGACAGCGAACAGGAAAUCUGCCGAGUGACACAAUGACAUGGAGAUUAGUGUCAUCAGCCCUCCAGCGAGACUUCAACGCAACUCCAAUGAACGGACAGAAAAGGAUGUUCUCAAAUGUGACAACUUUCCCAGUUGCGUGCUGAAGAAUCAGAGGGCGAGACGGCUCAGGUGAGCACUUCCUCCAUAUAAAAGAGUGCAGCUCACAGAACAAUCGCCAACACACUGUUGCCAGGUGUGACUUCAAAGAAGACCGAACAAACUCGUUGAGAGGACCAACUGUACCUGUAGAGCUUUAUCAAGACCUCACCUUACUGACACAACACUCACCUGUCAAAUCAAACUCUACUUUAACUUGGACUUUAACACUCGGGAUCCAAGGAGGACUCUGUACUUUUCAACUAGAAGUUCCUCCGCUUGCAAAGCAAGUAAAAAGACAAAGGCUUCUCCCAGUAAAGAGUCCUUGAAUUACGGUCACACAUCUAACGUUAGCUGGUUUCAGCCCUACCUUCAGCCCUACAUUGAGACGUGGGCGUGAGAAGUACCUGACAGUACCUGCACACCUUAACAGAAUCAAGACUUCAAGACAAGUCACUUAUGUUCUGAAACAUCAAGAUGCCACUGAGGACGUCAUUACGCAAUUCAAAAUCUGGAAAGUGGAUGAGGAGAGCAUCAAACCGAAAGGAGCUCAACAUGAUCAGUCUUCCUCUUGGGGACUUCCGCCAUCUUUCCCACAUCGGAUCGAAGGGAAACUCGGACAGCUUUGGCGAUCUCUCCUUCUUGAAGGCGGGUCACAGUCUUCUCCUUCAGAGUUCUCAAAGCGAGCAGAACCUCUUCCUCGCCUGCGCGCCCCCGCCGAAGCCUCCGCGCGUAAACCUGGACGAGGAAGAAUCGGGCCGAUACAGUCCGGUCUGGGAACACAAACCGGCCAAUGAGAGGCAGAAAUGCUCCUCGCUUCCCCUCUUGGAAACCGACGAAUGUGACGAGGAGGAAGAGCGUUUGCGUCUUGAGCCGACCAGCAUCAGCAGGAGUCCUCUACGCGGCAGUCUGAGCUCCGGCCGAGCUUCAACACAAACAACCUCGGAGGAAACGCCACCAGAUGAGACGGACGCGGCGUUCACGUUCAGUUUGGAUCUGGGACCAUCGAUACUGGACGCUGUCCUGCAAGUGAUGGACAAACGCUACCAGUAGACAACCGACACCAAGCAGCGCCACGAACUGUUAAAGGAAUAAUUCUGCAAUUAUUUUCUCACCCUCAUGCCGCUCCAAACCGUAUGUUGUAACUGUUUCUGUGAAGCACAAAUGGAGAGUUGUGUGCUAUAUUCCAAGUCUUCUGAAGCUAUCUGAUGGAUUUGUGUGAAGAACAGACUGAAUUUUUAUAAAAUAAAUAUUCACUGAUAAUCCCCUCAAGCGAGCGAUUAACUCUGCAAAGAGAUCACUGAGUCACUGAGUUGAACUCGAGAACCGGAUCGUUAUUGAAUGAUUCUUUUGAGUUGGUUCUUUUUGAUAAACAUUAAUGAAUGAUUCUUUUGAGCCGGUUCUUUUUAAUAAACGUUAAUGAAUGAUUCUUUUGAGCCGGUUCUUUUUAAUAAACGUUAAUGAAUGAUUCUUUUGAGCCGGUUCUUUUUAAUAAACGUUAAUGAAUGAUUCUUUUGAGCCGGUUCUUUUAAUAAACGCUAAUGAAUGAUUCUUUUGAGCCGGUUCUUUUUAA